Knipowitschia caucasica is the source of this 732-nucleotide messenger RNA. Lineage: Eukaryota; Metazoa; Chordata; Actinopteri; Gobiiformes; Gobiidae. The record is from the annotation of a GenBank genome assembly.
AUGUCUCUCAGCUGGCCUGGGAACGCCUUGGAGUCCCCCCGGACGAGCUGGAGGAGGCUCCUCCCAGUCCUCACCAUGACUGAUGGGGAUUAUGACUACCUGAUCAAGCUGUUGGCACUGGGGGACUCCGGUGUGGGCAAGACCACCUUCUUGUACCGCUACACGGACAACAAGUUCAACCCCAAAUUCAUCACCACAGUGGGCAUCGACUUCAGGGAAAAGAGAGUGAUCUACACUGCAUCCAACCCCAACGGGAACACCACCGGAAAAACCUUCAAAGUUCACCUGCAGCUUUGGGACACGGCGGGACAGGAGAGGUUUCGGAGCCUGACCACUGCCUUCUUCAGAGAUGCCAUGGGCUUCCUGCUCAUGUUUGACCUCACCAGCCAGCAGAGCUUCCUCAAUGUCCGCAACUGGAUGAGUCAGCUGCAGUCCAAUGCCUACUGUGAAAACCCUGACAUCGUUUUGAUAGGGAACAAAGCCGACCUGGCUGACCAGCGGGAGGUCCAGGAGAAGCAGGCCAAGGAGCUGGCUGAUAAGUACGGGAUCCCGUACUUUGAGACGAGCGCGGCCACAGGCGUGGAGGUGGACAAGGCGGUCAUCACGCUGCUGGACCUGGUCAUGAAGAGGAUGGAGCAGUGUGUGGACAAACCGCCCGCAGAGGGCGCUAACGGCACAGGCAGCACCAAACUCACCGAGCCACUCACCAAUCAGAAGAAGUGUGCAUGUUAG